This is a messenger RNA of Pelobates fuscus (common spadefoot toad), 4965 nucleotides long. It is a transcript of the gene EFR3A, whose product is annotated as EFR3 homolog A. Gene Ontology annotation, biological process: protein localization to plasma membrane. The coding region runs from base 113 to 2620 and encodes 835 amino acids. The record is from RefSeq and is a predicted model, not a curated record. The transcript is spliced from 25 exons. Gene Ontology annotation, cellular component: plasma membrane. NCBI's taxonomy places the organism in Eukaryota, Metazoa, Chordata, Amphibia, Anura, Pelobatidae.
GGGGGCACUGUGAGUGGCAGCAGCUCGGGGACAGGAUCCGGGUCUGGGGCUUCCCUGCCUGCCAGGCUUUGCAAUUCCUUUUCUGCUGUAAGAAGAAAAAAAAAUUUCAAAAAUGCCUGCAGGUGUGUGUGGCUGCUGUGGGGCUUUACGUCCACGUUAUAAACGUUUGGUGGACAAUAUCUUUCCUGAAGACCCUAAGGAUGGCCUUGUUAAGGCAGACAUGGAAAAGUUGACCUUUUAUGCUGUUUCUGCCCCGGAAAAACUUGACCGGAUAGGAGCUUAUCUUGCAGAAAGAUUAAGCCGAGAUGUUGUGAGGCACAGAUAUGGAAAUGUGUUCAUUGCAAUGGAAGCCCUGGACCAGCUUCUUAUGGCAUGCCACUCCCAAAGCAUUAAGCCUUUUGUUGAGAGCUUUCUUCACAUGGUGGCAAAACUUUUGGAAUCGGGAGAGCCAAAGCUACAAAUUUAUGGAACAAAUUCGUUUGUCAAGUUUGCUAAUAUUGAAGAAGACACCCCUUCGUAUCACAGACGUUAUGAUUUUUUCGUCUCGCGGUUCAGUGCUAUGUGUCAUUCGUGUCACGCUGAUCCAGACGUUCGAACAGAGAUUAGAAUUGCAGGAAUUAAGGGUAUUCAGGGAGUCGUCCGUAAAACUGUGAAUGAUGAACUUCGCGCAACCAUAUGGGAACCACAACAUAUGGACAAGAUUGUUCCCUCCUUGAUUUUCAACAUGCAGAAGAUAGAAGACCCCGAAAGUCGCAUCGGACCUCCUGCAUCUCCGUCAGUAAACGAUAAGGAAGAGAACCCCAGCACCUUGGCUGAAAACUGCUUCCGCGAGUUACUGGGCAGAGCUGCCUAUGGGAAUAUGAAUAAUGCAGUCAGACCUGUCUUUGCACAUUUGGAUCAUCAUAAAUUGUGGGAGUCCAAUGAAUUUGCAGUUUCCUGUUUUAAAAUUAUAAUGUACUCCAUUCAGGCUCAGUACUCCCACCAUGUGAUCCAGCAGAUCCUCAGCCAUCUCGAUCUACACAAGCGAGACUCUCCUCGAAUACGUGCUGGCAUUGUGCAGGUUCUUUUAGAAGCAGUAGCUAUUGCAGCAAAAGGGUCAAUUGGUCCCACGGUCCUGGAAGUGUUUAAUACUCUUUUGAAACAUUUGACACUAAGCGUGGAUUUUGAGCUCGGAGACAGGAGGAGUUCUGCAGGAAGCACUGUCUUCACCACCAGCACAAGAGAGAGCGAUGAACGCAUUGUACAGAAUGCAAUCAUUCAGACUAUCGGAUUUUUUGGAUGCAAUUUACCAGAUUACCAGAGGUCAGAGAUCAUGAUGUUCAUUAUGGGGAAAGUUCCCGUGUUUGGAAUAUCUUCGCAUACUCUUGAUACCAGCCAGCUUGGUGAUUUAGGGACAAAGAGAAUCCAACUGAUGUUGCUCAGAUCUCUGCUCAUGGUAACGUCAGGGUACAAAGCCAAGACUAUUGCAGCGGCUCUACCCCUACCAUUUCUUGAUCCACUCCUGUCUCCAUCUCUUAUGGAAGAUUGUGAACUGAGACAAUUAGUUCUUGAAAUAUUGCACAAUCUCAUCGAUCGUCACGACAACAGGGCAAAGCUAAGAGGCAUCAGAAUAAUUCCAGAUGUUGCAGAUCUCAAAAUAAAGAGAGAGAAGAUUUCAAGACAAGAUGUCAAUUUUAUGAAGAAGCACGGACAGCAGAUAUACAGACAUAUAUACCUGGGCUGCAAGGAAGACGAUAAUGUGCAGAAGAAUUACGAGCUUCUUUAUACGACCCUUGCACUGGCAACCAUUGAAUUGGCAAAUGAAGAAGUCGUCAUUGACCUUAUUCGAGUAGCAAUCGCAUUGCAAGACCUUGCGAUUAUGAAUGAAGACAACCUACAGAUGUAUAACCGGUGUAGCAUAAUGGCACUGGUUGCAGCGUAUAUGAAUUUCCUUAGCCAGAUGAUUGCAGUACCUGCACUUUGCCAGCAUGUCAGCAAGGUUAUUGAAACCAGAACUAUAGAUGCCCCUUGUUUUCUGCCAGAAGUCAUUUUUAGGGACAAAUGCAGUCUACCAAAAUCCCUGGAGAAGCUUGAUAAGAAUGUCUUUUUCCUGACCAAUAAGAUUGUGGAGUCCCUGGGAGGCAGUGGAUACAGUAUAGAGAGGCUCUCGAUACCUUAUGUUCCACAAGUGACAGCUCUGUUUCCAUCACUCAAACAAUUACGUAAAAGCAGAAACCCAUGUGAAGAUGAAGACAGAAUCUCUCGAAGAAAGAGCAUUGUGGACACAAUAUCCAUCCAGGUGGAUAUAAUGACUGGCAGCAACACUGAAGAUAAGGUUAAUACUGAAGAGAUCACAUUUGAAGCGCUGAAAAAAGCGAUAGACAACACUGGGAUGGAGGAGCAAGAGAAGGAGAAGAGGCGACUUGUGAUUGAAAAGUUCCAGAAAGCACCAUUCGAGGAAAUUGCUGCACAGUGUGAAUCUAAAGCAAACUUGCUCCAUGGUAAAUUAGCACAAAUACUGGAACUCACCAUAAGACCACCUCCCAGUCCUUCAGGGACAAUAACCAUCACAGCUGGACAUGCUCAGUACCAAUCUGUUCCUGUCUACGAGAUGAAAUUUCCAGACCUCUGUGUUUAUUAAAACGUAUAGAAUAACAUAUACAUUUAGGGGGGCCCUUUAUUAAUUGCCACUUCAUGGUAUCUAGAAGCACCCUAUAUCCUAACUGAACCAUGGCUCGUAUCACUGUUACAGAGGUAAAGGAACGGACAGGAAACGUGUCCACAGAUACGAGUUGGACGUUUUCUGACAUUUUAUCCAGAUACCAAAAAUAAGCACCUAAAUAAAUCUAUAGCAUAAUUUAAAAAAAAGGUCUGUCUUAUUUCAUCAGCUGAUUAGAAUAUGGUGUAGUGUUAUCAUAUUUGCAAUUUUAAUAUUGUAAAAGCACAAGUUCAGUUAAAUAGAUGUUUUUCAGUGGCUGCUUUUAUGCAGAAACCAACAUUGCUGAUCUCUCUUAUUGAAUAGAUUCCAAAAUAAAUGUCCCCUCUUUCUUUAUGAGAUCGGAAUGAGCCAUCCGUUUUUCACAUCUCUGGCACAUGAUGAAAUGUCAAGGGAAUAUUUAAUGUGAUUUACGUUUUUAUUGACCGAAGUCUAAAUCUUGGCCCCAUUGCAAAAUUAUAAAGCAAAUAGGCCCCCAAGUUUUCUUACAAGUAUAUCCACGUUAUUUUUAUGAAUUAAUGCUGUAUAUCUGAUACUCUGAAAUAACGUCAUACAUCCUGCUUCAUGUUUGCCAAGGUAACGUUCUAAAGAGGGUUUUGAAAGUUAAAAUUGGAUUUUUAUUAUUUUAUAUUUUUUAUGUACACGAUAGAAUGCUGUAAAGUUUAGGUUGUGAUGCUUUAUAUUCCUCCCCCUUCCUCUCCCCACCCCCCAUAACCCUUUGAGAGCAAUGCACUGCACACCACUACAGCGCUUGAAGGGUUAAUGUUGCUGAGUUGCCGAUAUUAUAUUUUGUGUGUGUGCUUUUUGUUUUUAUUGAAACGAGGUAAGGGAUAAAUAUAAAUAUGUUUACUUGUCUAUAAAUGGAAGAAUGAUAUUAUGUUAAAAGUCACAUGUAUCUGUAUCUGUUAGACAUAUUAGGAACCAACAAUGUUCCUUGCUGUAAUCACAAUAGAAGAACCACCAUUGGUCAUUAGGGGGUUAAAAGUCCUGCAACCCUCUAGCAGCACUAAACAAGUACAGUAGUGAUGGAGAACCAUUGGCAGUUUAGCUGUGGUCUUCAGCUAAGCGAGUCAUUGGAGGGCACAGCUUGAAUGCCCACUAAACUGUCACUUGAAUGCAAUAAUACUUCUGCAACUACUUUUGCACUAAAUGGGACAUAUAUUUGCCAAUUUAUCAUUUAUCUUUAAUUUACCUUUUAACCAAAACUAAUGGAAUGACGUUUCAAAUUUACGGUUUGAGUUCAAAUGGCAAAUAAAAUGUUUGCAGCAACAAGAACAGAUGUAUUUUCUUUUAUUUUGGAAACAAAAUGAAGUGCAAUCAGAGUAUUUUCAUAUUUUGUCCCCUAAAAUGUUUAGUCCUUAAUUUCUUGCCAAAGAGUCUGAUAAUAUUACUGUGAAGAUCAUGUAGGCGAAGAGUGAACGUUAUCACAUUUAUGAAGGCUCACUCUGAUACAUUUACAUAUUCUGUAGCAUAAAAACACAAUAUAUUUUAAGGCUUUACUACACGCAGUAAUAACAAUACCUAGUCACUGUGUUUUAGCUCUUUUUUUCUUCUUUUUCGAUGUAAAUACAUUGUAUAAAAAUAUUGUAUUGUGGAUUUAAUGUGUUAAUCAAGUCUGGACAGAAAACAAACAAACAACAAACAAACAACAAACAUAAACAUACAUUUCCGUUCAAAGAAUUUGUUUGGCUGUUUGCACAUAAAGUGCUCUGCAGAGGUAUUUACCUCUCACCCGCUUGUAGUCUUACAAUUUUGAAUUAAAAUGGAGUUUAUUGGUUUUGUUUUUAAAAAUAUUAAUAUUGUGACAAAGUUACAAAACCAUCAAAUGUCUUCGUACCUUCUGAAGGCAGAUGGCUGCUCCAAUUGUUAUUUUCAUAGUUUAAUGAGGGGAGAUGCAGUCAACAAAUGUCUGCGGUUUGUUUUUGUUUGUUUUUUGUUUACUUGUAACUUUUGUAUCACAAUAAAAAUGUUUUUCUAUAAUUGUGUAAUAAUGUAUGCUGCUUACAAGUACAUGUGCUGAGUAGCAUAUUAUACACAAUGUAACAAUAAGGGGUAAACCACUUACAGGCUUUAUAUAAAGAUGCCAUGUGGUUACCAAUGUUAACGGAACUUUACAGAACAUAAAUGGCCAUGGUUGGAAUCCGGGUAUUUAUGGUGAUAUAUAUAGAGUAUGUAUCUAGAUACUAUGCUAUCCAGUGCUGGAUAUAUUUAACACAGACAGUUCAUGCUCUGCUACAAUGUUGCUAAUGUAGGGAAAAAUACAUGUGGGA